AUGCAAAAGAAACCAUCGAACGAUCAUCAAGAGAAUGUCAUUGAGGAUGAGAAUGACACUUCGGAAAGUACCAAAUGGGACACAAUUUCCAUUCCGAUCACAUCUUCAAGUGUUCAAAAUUUUCAGCAACACCAAAUAUACAAUCCAUUUCAACGAUUAUUAGAAAAUGAAGAUAUUCUCAUCACAGUGAUUGAAUUUUUAGAUCGAUUUUUUGUAUUAUGGAAUAUUUCCUUGUGUUCGAAAUAUUUCCAUCGACUCACUCAUAAACCUUAUGCCUAUACGAGAUUGUAUUGGAAUUUUUCACAAUCACAUUUACAACGUUUGGAUUUAAUGUCGAAAUAUUAUUCGCAGUUGAAAUAUUUAGAAAUUGAAGAUUCGAUUCAUUUGAAGGAAAAGAUCAUCUCGGAAUUGGAGGUGAAAAAGUUUAGAGAUUUUCUAAAAGAUCAUUCGAGUACGAUACAACAUGUCGAUAUAGUUUUUCAUAGAAAUCAAGAAUUGCUGUUUCAUGAAAUUGUGAAAGAAUGUUCGGAAUGGUUGAAAUCUCUUUCGUUGAAGAUUUCAUUGUGGCCAGAUUUUGCAUGCAAAGCUUGUCAAUCAUUGAAUCAGUUUUCACAGUUAGAAAAGUUGAAACUCAAGAUUGGAAAUAGUAUUGAUCCUGAACUGGUGUUGACAAGUUGCCGAUCUUUGUUUGAAAAAGGAAAGUUGAGUCUCUUUCACUCAACAACUGUAUUGAGAUCGAAAUCUCAUGUUUUGCAAUUCAUUGAUUACCUUAAAUUGUCUCAAAAAACGAUCAAAGAUGUUGAGUUUUCAAUGAAUGCUCUCGAAAAUGAGGAAUUCAAUGAAGUGAUACCAAAACUGAAUGUAGAAUUAUCAAAUUGCAGACGAAUAACAGUUACACUUCUUGAAGUGCAGGACUUGUCGAAUGUCAACCAUUUCACAGAAAUGUCGUCCACUUGUUCGGAAUUUAACAUGAACUUGAUUGGUGUCCAAUGCCAAUCUGCUAUACGAAUUAAUCUCGAGAAUGUGAAAAUAUUUAAUGUAGAAUCUGCUAAAUAUGAACCCAAAACAAAUACUUUUCCUCCAUCCAUGACACAUUUGACUUUUCAAUUGAAAUCUCUUGAUACAUUACCUAAAAUGGACAUUGAGUUUUUCCAAGUUUUUAAAUUAUUGAGAACAUGCACGUUUCAUCACGUGGAAAUACCAUCUCUUGAGAAUGAAACUAUCCAUGUUUUACCUCUGCUUGAAAAAUUACAAUGCCACAAUUGCAGAAUUCAAAAUAUUCACUCUCUAUUGAAAUUUCCAAAUUUGACAAUUCUCGAAUCUAAUUCGUGCUUCUUUCCAGAAACACCAUACUUUUACACUCCUAAAGAAGAACAUUUCUUAAAAUUGAAAGAACUCACCAUUACGAAUAUGAAAUCAGGAAAAUUGAAUUUACAAAUUCUGAAAAACAUGCAAUUAGAACAACUCAAUCUUUCACAAGCCCUUCUUGAUUCCAACUUUCGUGACCAUUUGCAUUUCAUUGAAAAUAUGCCCUCUCUCACCUAUUUGAAUCUCUCAAACGAGAACCAAGUUUUAUCUGAAAUUUUAAAACACAUGAAUUUUGAACGUCUCACCAACUUGAAUUAUCUCAUCAUGAAAUAUCAUAGGACUUCACAUAGGAGAGAUUUAUCAUUUAAACUAAAUUCAAGUAUUUAUCACCUCAUUCACCACACGAGCAUGAUCUUUCCAAUAAUUAGUUCAGAAACUUUCAUUAAUAUUGAACCUGAUAAGUAUCACCAUGGCGGAGAAAUGAUCGACAUUCCCAUACUCACCAAAGAAAAAGCUUUGCAAAUUGUAACCAAAUUUAUUCCUCGUUCCUAUCAAGAACAAGAAGGUGAAAUUCUCACAGUCUUGUAUUGUAGAGAAUAUCAUUACAUUACUUUUAGCUUGCAAGGGAAAUUUGGAUAUGUAUUGGUCAAGAAUGAACCCUCUAGGAAUUAUCCAAUCAUGAAGGGUCAACUCACGAAAGAGAAUGUGGAACAGAGAUAUCUACUCGAGUACAUGUUUCGAAUUCCCUCUUCUGUGGAGAAAUACAAAAUGAAAUGUGACAUUAUUUGA
This is a messenger RNA of Naegleria fowleri, 2097 nucleotides long. RefSeq lists its product as uncharacterized. The transcript has a single exon. The record is from RefSeq and is a predicted model, not a curated record. Lineage: Eukaryota; Heterolobosea; Eutetramitea; Acrasida; Naegleriidae. Bases 1 to 2097 code for a protein of 698 amino acids.